Messenger RNA from Dentiscutata erythropus, 204 nucleotides. NCBI's taxonomy places the organism in Eukaryota, Fungi, Glomeromycota, Glomeromycetes, Diversisporales, Gigasporaceae. The record is from the annotation of a GenBank genome assembly.
AUGGAAUGGGAGCCCAAAAAAAAUGUUCCUUGGUCCCUUACACCUGAAGAAGUUAUAGAAGCCUCGGAGGAAGAAAAUGACCCCAAGUAUGAGGGUGAUGAAGGAUUAUCCGAUAAUGAUGAUGAGUCCCAAAUAGAAGUUGUAAUAAACAGUGGAUCGACAAGUCUAACCACCCCGGAGGAAGAAACCUUGACCGAAGAGUGA